CACUUUGAAACGGGGCAUGACUUUGUUUACAAAUGAAGCAGUUGCAGUUUGAUCUUGUCCUGUAGUGCAAUUGGCAUGGAGAAAUAGGCCUUUACUUAGCUAGUGGUUCAAGUGUCACAAGAAAUGAUAUCUGAAUUGCUAACAGCUAAAAGACGAAGGUGGUAUGUUGAAGUAAUAUGCACGAGUGUGUACGAAAGUGCAACAUAAGCAUGAAACUGCAGAAUGCGCACCUUAGCCGGUUUUAAGGGGACGUGCUAUGAACAAUGAACAUUGCAGAUAAUUAUUUUAUUUGAUGCAGCGAGAUUUAAUGUUUCAGUUGCUUGAUGACACGACCUCUUGACGAGUCUAUUCCUAUACAAAAACUACUUAAUAAUGAGACGAGUUCCUUGCGACAUCCUAUUGCCAAUAUUAGGGACACCGAAGUGGUACUUCUCUCCCCAGAUUCUGUCAGACUGAUUGGUAUUGGUUCUGCCAAUAGUGUUUUGAAGGAAGAGGAUCAUAGCAAUGUUGUUGUUGAAGAUAAGAAGAGAGAUAGAGCAGAAGCGGAAAGUAUUUUCACAAAGAAAGAAAACUUUGUUGAUGAGGCAAAACUAUUAAGCAAAAAAUGUAAGGUAGAAUUGGAAAGGGAAAGUGAAAAGGAAGAUAAUGAAGAUAAUGAAGGUAUCAAAGUAAGUGAAAGUCAGGCAACAGAAUAUGGCAGUAAAGCAGAUGUUAAUGAAGUAAUUGAAAUCGAUGAUGAAAACAUUGAUGAAAAAAGUAAAAGUACGGAAGGGCGUAGUGUACGCUGCUUCAUGAAGUCAAAAAACUUCAAUUUCUUGGUUAUUAUUAAAAAUGCUGCUUUAGUUGCUAUUGGAAAUACAAAUAUCAACUUCUUCAACCACGAAACGGAGGUUCAGGCCCGUAAAGAUCUUAUCGUUGAAAGAGACAGCAUCUUAAAGACUGUCAUCACAAACGAUCCCCAGAUGUUCCCUGAUGCACUGCGUAGGCAAGGUUCUUGUUGUGGUGCUCGCUAUGACAAACUCAUGCAACAAAUGAGGUAUUUCCAAGACACUGGCCAAGGUAAUACACUAUUACGAUACAGUGAAAAGCUGAUCAAAGGAUUUGAAGCCAAAGGGGAGAUUGAUCUCCAAGUUGUGUUGCUGAUUCAGCGAUCUGUGCUGUAUAUUUACAGGAAUGACCUUGGCGCAGCAAGGAGAGAGCUCGCAAUGGCUUUGAAAUUUGUAUCCAAGGCACAUAACAACCAGUUAUUAGUUGGCCGGUGUUUGACCUACCUAGGCAACAUAUCACUGUAUGAAAAAGACUACGUGAAGGCUUUGGAGUACCUGGAUGAGGCUAUGUCAGUUUUGGCUUUUCAUGUUUCAAACGAGGAUAAGGCCCUUGUUGCGUAUCUGAAUGGGUGCGUUUUGAUGGGGAUGGCUGCGGAGCUUGAUGUGCCAUCAGAAAGCCUCGAAUCGAAAGCUAUUGAUUGUUUUGAUAUCGAGAUUAAGCAUGCAGUAGAGGAUCCCGAUACCACAGCCAUGGAGAAAAAACGACAGUUUGCAACUUUGAAGAAAAUAAACGUUCUUUUACGCUCCUAUUUUCCUGUUGGAUUUAAUGGGGAUGUCCCUCAAAAGAACAUAGAAAAAGCAAAGGCAUUGUUGGAUUUAUUUGAGUUGAAAUGUUGGCGAGAUGCAUCGGAUGCUGCGAAAGCUCAUUUCUAUGCUGCGCAGGCAGACUAUUUCAAUUGCAUGCAACAACCACAUCGAGCGUUGGAUAUCGUAAAGAUCCAAGGAGCAAAAACUGCAUACAAGAUAGGACACGAGCCUCUGCUUCAAAUGAUAGACAGUCGCAUCCAAAUGUAUACGAGGCUUGCAUCGCUGCUUAAACAGGACGUUACUUUACUGAAUGACGUCUCCGAUGAAUCCAUUGAGAGGCUCCUAGAAGAUAGCCCAUGAUCAAAACUUUUAUUUUGCUUUGGAUGUUUGUCUAACUGUAUUUGUGAUUCUAUGAUUAUUUCGUAAUUCUGAAAGCAGAUUAUUAACACGACGCAUUUCAAUUUAAAUAGUAGUGAUAAACUUUCAUGCUUAAUUUAUUUAAUAUAUUUUUAUAUAGGUUAUUGUUCAAUGUAUUUAAGUGCAUCUACCAGUUCCUCGAAAAUAUAUGUCUAUCAAGUUUUCUAAUUUCAAAAAUUUUCUAUUUCUUAAUAUCAACUUAUUAAGGAGAAAUCUCUAAGUUAUUUUGUCUUUCAAAAAUGUGGGGUCAAGACACCUACAUCGAAGCAGGCACCGUGCAGCCAAUGGGCUGGCAGGGGCAGUGGCGGACAUCUGGGGGGCAAAGGGGCGACCGCCCUCCAAUACUUUUGAGGACAAUGGUCUUUUGUUCUAAAGCAAUAGGAAUUGUGACGUCAUCUUAUUUAAACAAUAGGCCUGCCCUCCUCAAUAUUUGACCAAGUGUCCACCCUGAGCUAUAACUCCCCACUUUUUGACAAUAAUAGCUUAGAAAAUUUAGCAUACUUUUAUGACUGGAAAUCUUUUUUGUUCAUAUUCUAGGUGUUUUGUCUUGUUUAAUGGCAUGAAGCAUUUUGUAACUUGGUUAGCUUGGUGUUUCUUAUCCUUAAGCUAAUUUAUCUCAUUUUAUAGUUAUUGAUAUUUCUCCCAGCCACACUGUUUAUAAAAAGAUGUGGCCUUAAAGAACUUUCAGUCACGCCCUUUCCAGCCCCACCUCCAUCCCCCCCUCCCCACUUCUAGACUGGUUCGCGGUGCCUGCGUCGAAGGGUGUAACUGCUUGCAAAAAGCGUUAUAUCUGAAUAAUAAAGCGUUAUAAACUUAUUAUACUCCAUGGUUAAUCCCCCUCCCCUCUCGAAGCCGUUCUGCUAUGACGAGGAAUCAUAUCUCGGUCUUGGUUUACCAGUAUUCUUGUAUUCUACUAUUCAGCCAUUGCACGAAUGCUCAAACUGAAUUGUGGUUUGGCCACCUGUCAAAUAUUCGUUUCUGCUACGUUUUCUAUGACAAUG
Messenger RNA from Rhopilema esculentum, 2992 nucleotides. RefSeq lists its product as uncharacterized. Gene Ontology annotation, molecular function: protein binding. The record is from RefSeq and is a predicted model, not a curated record. NCBI's taxonomy places the organism in Eukaryota, Metazoa, Cnidaria, Scyphozoa, Rhizostomeae, Rhizostomatidae.